GGUUCGUGGCUGGAGGAGGGGAAAAGGCAAAAACACAUUUUUCAAUUUAUUUUAUUCAAAAUUAGUAUAUUCGGUAAAAAUAAAUCAGCAAUGUCAAGACAGCAGAAAUCCAAUAUGAGAAAAAGAGCCGCAAAGACCACGUAUGAACGUACAGCAUUAUCAGAGCAAGAUGAAAGAGAUGGAAAAAAGAAGAAAAGGGAUAUAGGAGACCUGAAAAGUGAAAUUUCAUUUGAUGAUCACAAAUUAUCUGUGGAUGAACUUCAUCGUAAAUACGGAACAGACCUGGCUCAGGGCUUGACAAGAGCUCGUGCUUCAGAGAUUUUGGCUCGGGAUGGCAAAAAUACCUUGACCCCUCCUCCCACCACUCCAGAAUGGGUAAAGUUCUGUAAGACCCUGUUUGGUGGUUUUGCUCUUUUGCUAUGGAUUGGCUUCAUUCUCUGCAUAAUAGCUUAUGGAAUUCAGAGGGCAACAGGAGAUGAAUCUGCAAAUGACAACUUGUAUCUUGGUAUCGCCUUGGCAUCUGUAGUCUUCAUCACCAGCUGCUUUUCAUACUACCAAGAAGCCAAAAGUUCAAAGAUAAUGGAUUCCUUCAAAAAUAUGGUUCCCCAGCAAGCACUUGUGAUCAGAGAUGGUGAAAAGAUGUCCAUCAAUGCAGAAGAUGUCGUUCUUGGGGAUUUAGUAGAAAUUAAAGGUGGAGACAGAAUCCCUGCAGAUCUUAGAAUCAUUUCAGCCCAUAGCUGUAAGGUGGACAAUUCUUCACUUACUGGUGAAUCUGAGCCUCAGUUAAGAUCACCUGACUUCUCUCAUGAAAAUCCACUGGAAAGCACGAACAUUGCCUUCUUCUCAACCAAUUGUCUAGAAGGUACUGCUCAUGGCAUUGUUAUUCAUACUGGAGAUCAAACUGUAAUGGGUCGUAUUGCCACAUUGGUUUCUGGUCUGGAAGCUGGAGACACACCAAUUGCAAUUGAAAUUAAACAUUUUAUCCAUAUUAUCACUGGGAUGGCCCUAGUGUUUGGAGUCACAUUUUUUAUUCUUUCUAUGAUCAUUGGGUACACCUGGCUAGAGGCUGCCAUUUUCCUCAUUGGAAUCAUUGUCGCUAUUGUUCCAGAAGGUCUUCUUGCUACUGUGACAGUCUGUCUGACACUGACUGCAAAGCGCAUGGCCAGAAAGAAUUGUCUGGUUAAGAACCUGGAAGCUGUUGAGACCCUUGGUUCUACCUCCACCAUCUGUUCUGAUAAAACAGGAACCCUGACACAGAACUGCAUGACUGUGGCCCACAUGUGGUUUGAUAAUGAGAUCCAUGAAGCUGACACAACAGAGGAUCAGAGUGGCACUUCUUUCAACAAGAGUUCAUCUACUUGGGCAGCCUUGGCUCGAAUUGCUGGUCUCUGCAAUCAUGCUGUCUUUCAACUUGGACAAGAUACAAUACUUAUCCAAAGGCGAGAGGUCGUAGGUGAUGCCUCUGAAUCUGCCCUUCUGAAAUUUACCGAGGCAAGUUUUGGAUCCGUGAAAGAGAUGAGAGAGAAAAAUCCUAAAGUUCUGGAAAUUCCAUUCAACUCAACCAAUAAAUACCAGCUGUCAAUCCAUAAAAAUGCUAACAAAGAAGAAUCUAAAUACCUGCUGGUAAUGAAAGGUGCACCUGAGAGGAUUCUAGACCGCUGUUCUACUAUUCUGAGUCAAGGCAAAGAGCAGGCUCUUGAUGAUGAAAUCAAAGAAGCCUUCCAAAAUGCAUAUAUUGAUCUAGGAGGGCUGGGAGAGAGAGUACUGGGUUUCUGUCAUCUUGUCCUGCCCAGUGACAAGUACCCAGAAGGCUACCAGUUUGACGUGGAUACUUUAAACUUCCCCUUAGAAGGACUUUGUUUUGUAGGCCUGAUUUCCAUGAUUGACCCACCCCGGGCAAGUGUACCCGAUGCUGUGGCAAAAUGCAGAAGUGCUGGAAUUAAGGUUAUUAUGGUAACAGGUGACCAUCCAAUUACAGCCAAAGCAAUUGCAAAAGGAGUUGGAAUUAUUUCAGAGGGUACAGAAACAGUGGAAGACAUUGCAGCACGUUUGAAUGUUCCUGUUGAAGAGAUUGACCCAAGAGAAGCGAAGGCCUGUGUCAUCCAUGGCUCUGAUCUCAAAAACAUGAGCAGUGAAGAGUUGGACGACAUCCUACAUUACCAUACUGAGAUUGUCUUUGCAAGAACCUCUCCUCAGCAGAAACUGAUCAUUGUAGAAGGAUGCCAGAGACAGGGAGCUAUUGUGGCUGUUACUGGAGAUGGCGUAAAUGACUCUCCUGCCCUGAAAAAAGCAGAUAUUGGUGUAGCUAUGGGCAUUUCCGGAUCAGAUGUAUCCAAACAGGCUGCUGACAUGAUAUUACUGGAUGACAACUUUGCUUCCAUUGUAACUGGUGUGGAGGAAGGGCGUUUGAUCUUUGAUAACCUGAAGAAAUCUAUUGCCUACACACUGACCAGUAAAAUCCCAGUGAUCACACCCUUCCUGCUUUUUGUCAUCAUAGAGAUCCCCCUGGCACUGGGUGUUGUUACUAUCCUCUGCAUUGACCUUGGCACUGACCUGAUUCCUGCAAUCUCUCUGGCUUAUGAACAAGCUGAAAGUGACAUCAUGAAACGACAACCCAGAGAUUCCAAAGCAGACAGACUGGUGAAUGAAAGGCUGAUCAGUAUGGCAUAUGGACAAAUUGGUAUGAUCCAGGCCAUUGCAGGAUUUUUCACAUAUUUUGUAGUUAUGGUUCAGAAUGGCUUUGCACCUUUGGAUCUUUUAGGAAUUCGGAUUAAGUGGGAUGACAGAUGGACUAAUGAUCUGGAGGAUAGUUAUGGACAGCAGUGGACAUAUGAACAGAGGAAAGUUCUGGAGUUUACGUGUCAUACAUCCUUUUUCAUCAGUAUUGUAGUUGUACAGUGGGCUGACUUGAUAAUCUGCAAAACAAGAAGAAAUUCCAUCUUCCAGCAGGGAAUGAAGAACAAGGUUCUGAUCUUCGGUUUCUUUGAAGAAACUGCUCUAGCUGCCUUCCUGUCUUACUGUCCUGGAAUGGAUAUUGGCCUUAGGAUGUACCCUGUUAAACCAAGCUGGUGGUUUUGUGCCUUCCCUUAUGCGCUGCUCAUCUUUCUUUAUGAUGAAGUUAGAAGAUAUAUUCUACGGCACCACCCAGGAGGCUGGGUUGAAAAAGAGACAUACUACUGAAACUUUUCAUCAGAUGUAUUCAGCAUCCUUCUUGUAUAAAUAUGGUAUUCUAAACUUCGAUGCGGAACUACAAAGUCUACGGAAGUACAUGUUGAAAUACAAGUAACUUAAAACAAUUUAUCAAACUCUGCUACCUCUGGCACAAAUCCCAGACAAAGAGCACUUCAAGUCUCAAUUUUUCUGAUGUUUCAGAUGUAUGUGCUUGCAUGUCACACAUUUAUGUGUUUACACAGGAAACUGAGCAUUAAAGCGAGGCUUUCACUGAAAUGUUCUGCAAAUGCAUUUUAACCCACAUAGACUGUAUAAAAAUUAUCAAGGAAAUAAAUUAAGUAUGAAUCAACAGCUAACAUUUUAUGCAAUAUAAAGUUAUUUCUUUUUGACCAUGUAAACUUAUCAAAAUAAUGCAUUCUGAACACUGUUCGGUUUCUAUUUAUAUCUCAAAUGCAUGAAUAUUAUGUCAGAAUAUGUCCAAGAGGUCUUCUAAGACUGAAAUAGAAUGUCUGUUUAACAACAGACUUAGUAGUUAUCAGUGUAUGUUGUCACUGUAUAGACCACAAGGUGAAUAACCAGGGCUAAGGACCAGAUGCUCACUACCAAGCCAAGUUCAUGAACUUUCCCCAUGGUCUCUCACCAUUCAGCUUAUGAAUCUUCACAUUUAUACUUCAGACUGGUUACAGUACAUUACUAUCACAUGUAUGCUUAGCAAAUGUCACAACAUCCUUAGUUUAUAAACCCAGACCUGUACCUAGCCAGUAAAAGGUUUCAUAGUACACACCACUGUAAGGUACAGUUGCUAUGAAAUUCAGUAUAGCUGCAGAAUCACUGUAUAGCUCUUAAGUCAUCUUCCUUUUUAGUGGGUCUCACCUGUCUUAAAUGUUUCAUGUCAUAAUUCUUGUGUAAGGUACAUUUUUAAUGAUCAAAGGCAAUGCAGACCUUUAAAAUGUGGAUUAACCCGUCUACCUUAGUUGAAAAUGUUUUUAUUCACUUUGCAGUGAAUAAAGAAGCUCAAACAUCACAGAAGAAGCCGCUAAACCUGUCAUAAACCAUUGCUUCAGGCUAAUAUAGUUUAACUUUUUCACUCUGAAAUACAGUGUUACUCAUUUUAUUCUAGAUCUGCACUAUCUGCACUUUAAUUUGCACAUUAGGUGCAGAAAUAAGGUGUGCUGUUAUAUAUUUACCAACUCAUCUGAUACUGAUGACAAGAAAAUAUCAAAACUUUAAAACAGUUCUGCAUUCACCUUUGAAAAUUUAGAAGACAGUUUAGGUUUUUUGUUUGUUGAUUUGCACUAAUAAAGUAGCAUGUUUGUCUAUGCUUAUGAAGGAGUUUACAUGUCAAUGUGAACAAAAGAACUGUCUCUGUAAUAACAAAAGCCUUAUUCAGUAGGAAACAAUACAGAAUUAUGGAUUGUGUAUUAAUAGAUACUAGUACAUGAUUCUGAAAGCUUCAAAUGCAUAGGGCUAUUCUCCUAGAGCCCUUAUUAAUUCCUUUAAUUCAUACUCUGUUAUUUUUAGAAUAGUUACAGAUCAGGUUGAAUUAUAUUUCUUUAGAAGAAACAUUUCAAAAUAGCAUCAUAACUUAAAUAUUUAACCUGCAUGAACUGAUUUUCCUAUUAUGCAAAAUGGAUUGUCAUCCUGUUUUCUGUCAAUACAUGAACUUCAUGAAAUUGAUGAUGUUAACAUUUAGAAAUAAUCAAUAAAGUUUAGCACAUUAUGAGGUAAAAUACUCAGUCUACAAAUUUUUCAAAAUGGCAGUAAGAGUGUGUGAUAGAACAAGGAACAAUCAGAAACACUGAAACACAUAUCUAUUUCAUUUGUAUUAGGGAGAACAACAAACCAAUCCCCACAAAAGAAAGGGAGAAAAUAUGGUAUGAAUGUUUCACUCAUGGUAAGCAAUGUAAGGAAAAGGUGUUAUCACUGGGAAUUCAUAAAUGGCCAUAUCUAGAUUGUAGACCUUCGGUGGAAUGAAUGCGGCCAAUUGUAUCGAAUUAACGUUGCACUAAACAAAUUAUGCCACACCCACCAUGGCAUCUCAGAAAUAACAAGGACAUUAGGAUGUGGUUUCAGAUGCAUCAUUUACCAUACACCUCAGAAUUGAUAAAAAUAACAGGCUGUGGUUGUGAAUGAUCCGACUAUUGUACCCUAGAAUUGCUGAAGAUAAUAGGAUGUGGUAGUGAAUGCCAUAACUAACAUGGCACCUCAUAAAUGAUGAAGACAACUGAAUAUAGUUGUGGAUCAAGUUAUCCAAUUAUUUCUAGGCUGCUUCAUAAAGAGCACUUCAGUCACGUAUUUUGGGUAAAAUGUUAUCUUUGCAAAUGUACUUCAUGAAAAUCCAAGUUUGUACAAACAUUAAUUUAAUAAACUGAUAGCUGG
Molecule: messenger RNA, 5550 nt
Organism: Protopterus annectens (West African lungfish)
Lineage: Eukaryota; Metazoa; Chordata; Ceratodontiformes; Protopteridae
Product: sodium/potassium-transporting ATPase subunit alpha-1-like
Exons: 23
Coding region: 91-3180 (1029 amino acids)
Biological process (GO): potassium ion import across plasma membrane; sodium ion export across plasma membrane; intracellular potassium ion homeostasis
Cellular component (GO): membrane
Molecular function (GO): P-type sodium:potassium-exchanging transporter activity; ATP binding; ATP hydrolysis activity
Source: RefSeq, a predicted model, not a curated record